AUGUGGCCCUGGGGGCAGAUGUGGCCCAGCCCCGCCGCCUCGCCAGCUCUUUUCCCCCUCCUCUUGCUGGCGCUUCCCGCCUCUCUCCAGGCGGCGGCGGCACCGGCAUCAGCCUCGGAGACCCUCGCCGCCGCGCCUCCUGCCGCCCAAGCCCAGCCCAGCCCGGCCGGCCUUUCCGCUUCGCCAGGGAGGAGCCACCCCCGCAGUCGCGGCCUCGCCGAGCAGCAGCAGCAGCAGGCAAAGCGCGCCGCCGCCGCCGCCUCCACUGGCCCCAUGGAGAUCCCGCCGGGCCAUUAUCCGGCCACGCGAGCCAGCGGCGUGGUGGGCAAAUACAUCAACUACCAGCACGGCGGCCCCAACAAGCUCUUCGAGGUGCGCCAAGUCAGCCAAGCCAGCCGAGAGGACAUUGCAGGUGUCGGGCAUAAAUACCGUCUUAAGUUUUCAAUAGCAGAAAUCCUUUCCAAAGACAGCCCUGUGAACUGCACAGCUGAGAUUCUUUAUCAUCAUGGUGACCAGCAUGUUGCUCCAGAAGUCCAUUACACAGUGGAAGGAGAGUUUGGGAAGAAUACAGAGCAAGUGGAUAAUGAAUUCUACAACAGAAUCAAAAACCUGUCGGAAUUACUAGAGGCACAACACAUUCCAGACAGUCAUGGGAAUAUAACUGCUGAAAUGGAGCCUGUGCGGAACCUAGCCGGAGUAGCCUGUGGAUACAUAAUAUGGCAGAAUUCAACUGAGGACACCUGGUACAACAUGGUACAAAUCGAAAGCGUCAAGCAAGUGAAAAGGAGCGAUGAUUACCUUGAAUUUUCCUACGUGGUUUUAAUCCAUGACAUUGUCUCCCAGGAAAUCAUCCCUUGGCACAUGCAAGUUCUCUGGCACCCACAGCAUGGAGUGAAAGUAAUACGGAAUAGUCGCCAGCCAAAACGCGCAGCACAAGAUUAGCAAAAUGUCUUCAAUGCUCCUAUUAGAGGUUAUGAAAAUAAUCCUCCACGUACAGCUAGAAUAAGUGUGACGCCACAGGCUCUCUUAGGCUCACAUUCCAUCUAUACGGUUCGGACCAAAGGCAACAUCCCCAGCCCUCCCUCAUCGUAGUGGAUACUUACGGUACCGGUGCCACAAUGCACUCUCUGAAGGCUACUUUGGGCUUUCCCAUAACACAAGGACAGCCAUAUUCUCUUUCCAUUCUCUAGAUGAAGAAAGGAAAACACACAAAAAAGUACACUGAUUACAAUGGGCUGCCAGAGGGACAAAAUCUAGUAGAAGAAUGCAAAUUUAUCUUGAAUAUUAUUUACAAGCAUAGGGGAAAUGGCAAGCGUGAAGUCUGAUUGUUCAGAUGAUGUUUUCUUAUUAAAAAUGCCUUCUUACAUGUACACCAGCUAUAAAGCUCCCCCCCAUUCCAACUUUUUAAACAGAUAAAUUUUUAUAGUCAUAGAGUACAUGAUAUGGUUCAAACCCUGUAAUUGUGAAUUCUCUUCUCUCACAACAAACGGGAUAUGAAGAAAUUGUAAGCACAAAUCCAGCUGUGGGUUUGGGGCCUGCAUUGUAUAGCUAUCCUCAUCCAUAGCAGCUCUGGAAGCAGUUUUCAGUUAACACAGGAUGCUGUUUAAAUGCCAAGUUAAGAGGAACAUUCCACUAGGGAAACCCAGAAUCAUGUUUCUCCAGUGUAGUCUUUAGCAAUCAAUCACCUGAGCAUAGAUCUCCAGAUGCAGUUCUCCCAUUCCUGAAACUAUGGUCUCCUUGCUCUCGUUGUCAAAAUGAACUCUGAAAGUAGGAUCUUCUCUGGUGAACCGGUUAAUGCCUUUUGAAAACUUAUCCAAAUCAUUCUAACAAGCAGGGGAGAAAGAUCCACAACAUUAUCCACAGUAUCAGUUAAUAUUGUUCAGUUAUAAGAGAAUCAUAGAGGUGGAAGAUACCUCCAGAGUCAUUUAGUCUUAACUCCUUGCACAAUACAGGGAAUUCACAAAUACCUCCCCCUAAAUUCAUAGGAUCAUCAUUGCUGUCAGAUGGCCAUCUAGUCUCUGUUUAAAAACCUCCAAAGAAGGAGAGUCCACCACCUCCUGAGGAGGUCUGUUCGAAUGAGGAACUGCUCAGUCAGUACGAUCUUCGUAAUGUUUAGUCAAAAACUCUUUCUGAUUUAAUUUCAGUCCAUUGGUUCUGGUCCAGCCUUCUGGAUCUAUAAAAAGCACAGCACCACCCUCUAUAUGACCAAAAGAUUUUGUUUCUGGCAAGAACCUAUCAAUGGGCAACUGAGCAGUUUCCUUAAACCAUUCGUAUGCAUGAAACACACAGGCUUCAGAAUAUCACCAGAUCUUUAGAUACCACAUUUUUAUCCCAGUCUUUCUCCAAGAAGCUCAAGAUACCUGAUUUUCUUUUCCUCCAUUUUAUCUUCACAGCAACCCAUGAGGUAGAUGAGGCUGACAGUGUGUGAAUAGCACAAGGGCACCACGUGAUCUGUGGGGGACUUGAACCUGGACCUUUCCAGUCUUAGCCCAACAGUUCAACACUACACCACAGUGGUUCAACUGGGAACCUCUCACCUUUGACCACAACAUUAUCCCUGGUACACAGUCCAUCGGCAGAAGGGGAGCCCUCACACUGGAAAAUGUGGCCCAUUUUCCAGAAGAAAAGGUAGUCAGUGUGGAUAGCGAUUACUUUCAGAUUAGCAAUAGAGAGACUCUGGUUCAAACCCCCAACCUGCUAUGAACUUCACUAAGUGCUCUUAGGCCAGUCAAACACAAGCAGCCCAAUCUGCCUUACAGGAAUCUUGUGAGAAUAAAAGGGCAUUGUGGGUCAAGAAACACGUAUGCCACCCUCCACUCCUCAAAGGAAGGCUGUGACAAAAAUUUAAAAAUUAAAACACUUGUACAGUUCAAUAAAUGCAAAUGCAUCUUGCUAUUUUUCUUUCUAGAAACCCAACAUUCCAUCUCAAACUAAGGAAGCAAUUUACUAAUGGCCAUUGUUCAGAGACAUACCUUGUUGGAUGGCUUCAUUGCUACAGAGAUGACAGGAUCAGGGACAUGAAUAGAUUCCUAGAAAAAAGCCAUAAAAUACCACUUUUCACCAUGAAAACAAUCUUUGCAGAAAUUCUGGGAUCCCAGGAGUGAUCUUUCCAGGGGCUGGGAAAAAUUGCAGCAAUUGCAAAGGACCAUGGGAACCCUCCAUACACAGAUGUUUUUUGGUGUAAAUGUAAAUGAGUUUGGUAGCAGCUUAAACACUACCUGACAUUAUUCCAGCAAUAAGCUUUCAUGAGUCAAAGCUCACUUCACCAGAAGCAUAUGGUAUCUAAUAAAUACUGGUAGUCUUUAAGGACCAACUCGAGUCCUGUUUAAUUUCGCUACACCACAUGACCCCAGCUAAUGCUCGAGAAUCAGGUUUUGAAGAGGCAUGCCAGAAAAUGCAAAGAGCGAAUGCAGCAAUCAUGUUUAUAAUGCUGGUCGAUUGGGGAGCUGGGGUUGGUGGCAGUGCCCUUAUAAGAGCACACCACUUUGAAAAGCUGGCUUGUCACAGGUGAAAUGACUAACAUGCACUUCAUUCCCCAUCUGUCAGUAAACUGCAACAAAAUAUUCCCAUGACUGUUGCUUUCUUCACUGCGGGGUGGUGGUGGUGGUGAAAGAAAAUUCUCAAGCCUGGGGCUUGUUUUCCCACUCUCCCUUCUGGAAGCAUCUUGUAUCUCUGGAGAUGGGAGAGUAUCAGAAUUUUGAGCACAGUUUUAUGUUUUACAGAACCUGUAACCAUAUUUUAAAUACAGGAUAUCUGCCGCCUUGUACAUUGGUGGCCCUGCGCUUUCACACCGGCUGUUUUUAGAACUAUUGUCAGUAUGAGCUUAUAUACCCCUUAAUCUUUAUGGAUUUUGUAAUAGUUGUAACAGCAUUCUGAAAAUAAAAAUAAAAAAUAAACUACUUCUUA
Messenger RNA from Heteronotia binoei (common prickly gecko), 3906 nucleotides. It is a transcript of the gene LXN, whose product is annotated as latexin. Gene Ontology annotation, molecular function: metalloendopeptidase inhibitor activity. NCBI's taxonomy places the organism in Eukaryota, Metazoa, Chordata, Lepidosauria, Squamata, Gekkonidae. The record is from RefSeq and is a predicted model, not a curated record. The coding region runs from base 1 to 942 and encodes 313 amino acids. The transcript has 7 exons.